UAUUGAUCUCGAAUCUCCCCCCCGACACCCUCAAGUCCCAACCCAACCCAACGCCUCCCCUUUUUAUAUCUUCUUUGCUCGUCGAAGUCCUUGUCUUUCCUUAUCAUUAUAAGCAUAUGGAUUUGGUGGUCUUAUUCUAAGUGGGAUUUUUUUUCUCUUUUUUAUGAGGUUUUAGUUUGGUUUCGUUUUGGUUAGUGUCGGAGAAAUGAACGUGGAAAGCAUCAAGUAUGCGAACACUUUGUGACGCUUGCGAGAGCGCUGCCGCGAUCCUGUUUUGCGCUGCCGAUGAGGCCGCUCUCUGUCGUUCCUGCGACGAAAAGGUUCACAUGUGUAAUAAGCUCGCUAGCCGGCAUGUACGGGUUGGUCUUGCAAAUCCCAGUGAUGUUCCCCGCUGUGACAUCUGCGAAAAUGCACCUGCUUUCUUUUACUGUGAGGUAGAUGGGAGUUCCCUUUGCUUGCCAUGUGACAUGAGUGUUCAUGUUGGAGGGAAAAGAAGCCAUGGAAGAUAUCUUCUGUUAAGGCAGAGAGUUGAGUUUCCAGGAGAUAAACCUGGUGUUCUUGAAAAGUCAGCUUUGCAACCUGUGGAUUCAGCUUUGCCACCUAUAUUGACAGUGGGAGAUCAGAACCAGCAAAAUCACAGGGCCUCUCCAGUUCCAAUUUCAGAUGCUAGUGCUGAUGGGCGACUAAAUAUGGAUAAAAUGAUUGAUUUGAACACAAAGCCUUGACAAAUGUUGCAUGUACAUGAUCUACCGUUACUGAUCUUUAAUUUAUUUAGUUUGCUUGGUUUUAACA
This is a messenger RNA of Carya illinoinensis, 792 nucleotides long. Its product is annotated as B-box zinc finger protein 19-like. Gene Ontology annotation, molecular function: zinc ion binding. The transcript is spliced from 4 exons. The record is from RefSeq and is a predicted model, not a curated record. Gene Ontology annotation, cellular component: nucleus. NCBI's taxonomy places the organism in Eukaryota, Viridiplantae, Streptophyta, Magnoliopsida, Fagales, Juglandaceae. Gene Ontology annotation, biological process: regulation of DNA-templated transcription; photomorphogenesis. The coding region runs from base 228 to 725 and encodes 165 amino acids.